Molecule: messenger RNA, 672 nt
Organism: Mesorhabditis spiculigera
Lineage: Eukaryota; Metazoa; Nematoda; Chromadorea; Rhabditida; Rhabditidae
Source: the annotation of a GenBank genome assembly
AUGGGUCGUGGUGGUGGUGGCGAGCAGGCAGAUCCGGAGACGAAUUUCGUCUACGCCAAGCCCCCCGUCAAGAACAUGAUUUUGAAGGCCUCCCUCCUCAUCGUCGUGUUGGCGAACAUCACGCUCUUUUUCGCAGUCUACGAGAUGUCGUUAACAGUGCCGUUCGGAUCGGGCAGCUAUAUGGGCUUCGGGAUCGUAAUGCUGACGGUCAGUUUGUGCGCAAUGUUUGCCGUGCUCUCCGACAAAUGGCGCUUUCUCUGCCCCUUAUUUUUCAUGCUGUUCCCCUGCGCCUUCGUGCCGGUUCUAUACUUUAUUUAUUACGUCUCGGUUCCCUUAUUCUGUCGGCUGCAACACAUGUGGGCUGGGGAUACCUCGACAGAUAUUUUCAAGCACGAGGCCAAGCUCCAGACCUGUAUCGCUGGGUUCCCGGGCACCGAUUUCCCGCAAGCAACGUUCUUCCUUUACUUCGGAAUCGAGAAGCUGCUCGAGCUCUACCUGGUUGCGAAACUGUUGCGUGUGAUGCAAAGGGACGAGCAGGAGGUGGAAAGAUCGAUCGAGGAAGGGAAGGGGAGACGUUGCGAUUAUGACAGCGACGAGGAUAUGAUCGUCUAUGAGAGGCUCCCCCAAAAAUCCAAGAAGCUGCCCCCGAAAGUGAUCGAUCGAUGUGCAAAA